AUGGAGGAGUCUGACAGAGUGACGUUCACGAAGGUGCCCCACAACAUCACCAUAGCGCGAGGCAGUAGCGUCCUCCUGGAGUGUGCCGUAGAGGAGCCAAACGUUGGCAUCAUGUGGUUGCAUCGGGACCGGAUUCUCAGUGAAGGCGACCACACCGAGGGUAUCGAGGUCCAUCCGGGCGGUGUUCUGCACGUGCCGGAAGUCAGUGACGACCAGGACGGGAAGUACACGUGUGUUGCUUUGUCAGGCGGCAACCUGUUUGAGAUGUCCUCAUGGGUCACGCUAACAGAGCCAUGUAGACUGCGUGUAGAGAAGGCGCCCCAGAACAUGACUGUGGAGGAGGGUGGCAGCGCUAUACUCCAGUGCUUUGUGCCCGAUGCGGAACACACCAUGUGGAGAAAGAACGGGGAGAUCAUCAAAUUUGACCGAAGGAAGAAGAUUCUGGUGAACAACUACCUGGUACUCGACCACAUCGUGGAAACAGAUGCUGGCGAAUACACGUGCGCUGCACGUGCCUCAAACGGCUGUUCAGCCAGGGUAUCCGCCAUUUUGACAAUCGAUGGUAUUGGCCACAAGAAAGCUUGUGGGCGGCCUAAGGUGGUGAAGGAGGCAGGUAGAGGGGGGCGUAUCGCCAGCGGUAAGGAAGUCCUGGAAGGGGAAUCCCCAUGGCACGUCAUCAUCAGGGACAAGAGACAUACUGCUGCUUUCUGUGGCGGUUCACUGAUCAACACCCAGUGGUUCUUGACCGCUGCCCACUGUGUCGAACAGUUCGAGAAAUCCUACGGCACUCCAUUCUCUCGAGUAGACGUGGACAUUUACGUCGGCACCGUGCGCUGCGACGGCAAACAGGGCAUACAACGUCGUCUCAAACAAUACAUACUGCAUCCUGAGUUCAAGGGACAUAACUUUGAUAACGACGUUGCACUGUUCCAACUAGAUCAGCCGGUAGAGUUCAGUGACUUCGUAAUGCCAAUAUGCCUGGAGAGGGAACUGCUUGUGAACGAACUACUUCGUGGCGGAAGGGUCGGAAUGAUUACAGGUUGUGGUAGUUUGUAUGAAUACGGCAUGUCUCCAACAUUCCUACGCGAGGUUACCAUUCCAUAUGUCAACCGACCCGUAUGUGAAAGAAGUGCCAAAAGUGUUAACACUUCUUUCACGCCCGGAAUGAUCUGUGCUGGGUACUCUCGGCGCAUGCGCGGUGAUGCCUGCCACGGCGACAGUGGCGGCCCCUAUGUAAUGGAAUACGGCGGUCGGUGGAUUCAGGUGGGGAUCGUUUCAUGGGGAGUCGGAUGCGACCAAGAAAACCAAUAUGGCUACUAUACACAUGUGUCCAAAUAUUAUGACUGGAUUCUAGAGAACUCAAUCGAGAAUGAAGUAGAAGACUACGAAAUGGACAACUGAUAUGAAAGGCUAAUAAUAAAAACAGCCCCGUGGGGCUAAUUUA
This is a messenger RNA of Haliotis rubra (blacklip abalone), 1444 nucleotides long. RefSeq names its product prothrombin-like. Bases 1 to 1401 code for a protein of 466 amino acids. Lineage: Eukaryota; Metazoa; Mollusca; Gastropoda; Lepetellida; Haliotidae. Gene Ontology annotation, molecular function: serine-type endopeptidase activity. The transcript has 7 exons. The record is from RefSeq and is a predicted model, not a curated record. Gene Ontology annotation, biological process: proteolysis.